CAAAAAUAGAAUAAAAAUAAACUUUUAAACAACUACUCAUGAUCCACUUGAAAAAUCUUCCCUGAACUUGGUCCAUCAGAAGUGCCAUAUGUUAGCAGUGACAUAUCUACUAAAUGUCAGUAACUUUUCUUUCAGUUUUCAUACCUAGCUUUAUCUUGGUGCUGCAACCACCCGAAAUAAAUAUAUAUGUUAUGUGUAUGCUCGGCCACGAAUCCCAUGUGAUUGACUACCUGUGACUGUUCUAUAUGGUCAACUACAACCAAAACACAUACAAAGUUCAAAGAAAUACAUGUUUGUGAGGUUAUGCUUAGUAAGUUCAAGUAUUAGUACCAAGCUCUGUUUCCAUAGCAACACGGAUGCUGAUGGAUCUUCGAGUAAAAAUAACAGGUAAAUAAUUAUUAAUCAAUUAACACGACCCAUGUAAUGUAUAAAAACCUUAGGAAUAAUUUAUAAUACCUAAAAGCUACACUUAUUUCAUAAAUUAGGCGUGUUUAAUCAUUAAACACGCACCGUGUCAAUUAACCUAUUUAAUUGAUUGUAACCGAAAGGACUAUUGAAACAAUCGAAUUCGACAAACUUUUCCCAUGGAGGAUUUUCUUUUUAUUUGUAGGUUAAACGCUAGAAUGAGUGCAUAUUAUUAGCUAUUUAUGUUUUCUGGUAUGAGAAACGUGAAAAUUUUUGUCUUUUCUUAUCAAGUUUUGAUCGCUAACAAAGUUUUUUCGGAGUUGAAAACGAAAGUGAGAGCUCAGAAAUCCUUACGAUCUUUACGAUAUACACUUUCUUUGACAGGCGAAUAUCGGUAGACGUCAUUUCAUAAAGUCUUCUUUGAUAAAGAGUGGUGUGAAACAGUGUAUUGGAAAAUGUAAACUUAAAGCAAUUUGUUGUGAUUAAAGUGCGUUUUCUUGGCUUAUAAAGCCAUGGCAACAAAAGUGAUUUAUUUCACAGUGGAUGGGAGCCCAGAACAAGCGGAAUUUAGGAGCGACGACCCGGCAGACGACGUAAAAGAGACGUUCAGAUCUGCAGCGGAAGCAGGACCAAAUGAUAUUCUCAAACUGUAUAAUGCCAAGGGCAAUCUCAUUAACAUUUCACCUCGUAUACCUGACAAUACUCCAGAAGCUCGCUACCGGUUACACGUUGUCGCUGCGCAAUGUCCUGCAGAACAACUAGGAUUUGAUGUUGGUGCAAUAGAAAAAAGACUUCAAGCAUUAGAGAAACGGGUAUUUAUCGAAAAUGGUGAUCUUCCUACAAGUGUAUGUGAUAUUAAGUCCCGAGUGGCCGAGUUCAAAAACAAACUACAGAGUGUUGAGCACCUAAGUUGGCUGGGACUGUUCAAGGACAUUAGUUCAGGUACCUCACUACAACCUUUCUGGGACAAGAAAGCUUUACAGCGUAACACAGAUCAUGAUCGGAACAUAUAUGAAAAAUAUAUACGUAUGAGUCAAGUUCAAAUCACAGAUGAGGUACGUCAAUAUUUACGGAAGCCCACUUUCGACAACUGGCAGUGGGACGAACCAGAAAUGCUUGUACUGUUACAGCAAAUGUACAUUGAUCUCGGAUUUCUCACAAAGUUUAACAUUGAGUUACCUGUGUUACAGAACUGGCUGUUUGAAAUCUACAGAAAUUACAAUCCAGUGCCUUUUCACAACUUUAAACACUGUUUUAUGGUUGCACAAAUGAUGUAUGGUUUAACUUGGUUGAUAGACUUACCAUCAUUGGUUGAUGAUAUAGAUGUACUCAUACUUCUGACCUCUGCAAUAUGCCAUGACCUAGGACAUCCAGGAUAUAACAAUGCAUAUCAAAUAAAUGCAAAAACAGAACUAGCAUUACGGUACAAUGAUAUUUCUCCAUUAGAGAACCAUCAUUGUUCUGUUGCAUUUGAGAUUUUAGAGAAACGGCACUGCAAUAUACUGGCCAAUCUCACCAAGGAUCAGUACAGACGGGUACGAGAGGGUAUGAUCAAAUGUAUUUUAGCAACAGAUAUGGCCAAACACAAUGAGAUUGUAAAUAAUUUCAAAGCAAUAUUGGAACAAUUUGACUUCAGUAAUACAGAACAUAAAUAUCUGCUAAUGAUGAUACUUAUGAAAGUAUCCGACAUCUCAAAUGAAGCAAGACCAAUGAACGUAGCCACACCCUGGUUAGACUGUCUUCUGCAGGAAUUUUUUAACCAGUUACUGAUGAUCUUAUUAAAAACUGCCGACAUUUCUAACGAGGUACGGCCCCUGGAGGUCGCUGAACCCUGGAUCGAGCGUCUGUUAGAAGAGUUCUUCAUACAGAGUGACAUAGAGAAACUUGAAGGACUGCCAGUAGCUCCAUUCAUGGAUAGAGAGAAGGUGACAAAGUCUUCAUCACAGAUUGGCUUCAUCAAAUAUGUACUGCUGCCCUUGUUUGAGGCCCUAGGGACACUGCUUCCAGUCAUAGAGAAGGAUAUCAUUGAGCCGGUGAGAAAUGCACUUGACUAUUAUACUCAGAUGCAAAAAGCAUUAGAGGAGGAAAAGGAGAAAAAUUCAGCCAAUGAAAAAUCAAAACAAAAUGGACUGACCAAUAAAAUGAAUGGAGACAUCAAAGUAUGACCUUAGGCCUCUAGUAGGAUUUUCAUCCAAUCAUCAAAGACGUUGCAUCAAUCUAAAUUUCGUUGACAGCCAAUCAUAGACAAGAAGAUAGAGAUUUGUAUUUAAAUUUGUUUUAUAUUCUCAUAUUAUACCCAGAGAUACCUCCCUGAAGGUUGCAGAGACAACAGUUGUGUAAAAUGUAAUAAACUGAUGCUUUAUAUCAGAAACAACAUACAAGGCUUAGACAAUUAUUUACCAGUGAGCACUGCUGUGCGACAGAAAAUGUAAGGGCUUUGCGACCUGCAUGGAUCUAGGUCAGCAGACAUUCAUACUGCUCAUUUAUCCCCACAUCUAUACUGUUUGUUUAUCAGAUUUUCACUUGUUUACGACACACUGUGUAUGUGCCGGCUAAUCUGGACCCAUACUAGUCGCAAAGCCCAUAGGUUAGUUUUCGCACAGCAGUGCUUAAAUGAUAUUUUGUUAAAGUUCAGAGCUGGAUUAGAAUAACUUCCACUCAAGCACUAAUAAAUUUUUGUUUCUAAGAUGUAAAACAGUGGUUGUACACAGUCAUAUUGCACCAGGAAAAGUUUUGCUUAUGUGAGUUCAAAAUGGCAUUUCGCAUUUUUACAACACUCUCAUGUCAGUUUACAAAAUCAUUUGGGUAGUGUAGAAUUGGUUCUUAUAAGCACAGAGAAUGAGCUCAGAUGAGAUAGAAACAAUAAGUAACAAGAUCAGUUAAGUAUUUUAGGGGCCAGUAUUGUCUUAAUGUAAAGUAGAUUUUUAAGUCUGAAACAAGUAACAGAUUCAAAAGAUUUAUUGCUUUGUCACACUGAAUGGCUCAGUCUAACAAUGUAUUAUUGUCUAAGGGUUUUGUACAUUUGAAAUUCAUAAGAUACUCAAGUUGCAGCUUUUAUAUUCUAUAAUUUCUUUAUUUUUUCCAGUCAUUUAAAUUGUGAAUUGGCAAAUCAGUGUUUAGGAACAAUCAUGAUAUUGAAAUGGUUAGGUUAAAUUCGAUAAGAAUUUAGUUUUAAACUGUGUAAUUUUUUUGAUGAUAAGAUUUUUUUCUUAGAGUUCCUUUUCUGUUGAGUUGUAUGACAAACAGCAGUACCUUGUACUUUCUAUCCAAUUAUAGUAAAAUACUUUCUUCUUUAAGUUUGAGAAGAUGAAUGGCAUAAAAUAUCAGUUUUCGAAAUCACCUGCUGCAUAUUUGUGAACAUAAGAGUUUUUUUCUGAUGAAGAAAUCAAGCAUGAGAAAAAUAUCAUUGCUCUUUCACUGCCACAUGAGGAGUUUUACACCUCAACUUAUACUGCUUUAGUCUCUCAUAAUGUAGAAUUUCAUGAUCAAAUCCCUGUCUUCCAAUGAAGCUGCCAAGAAACAAAUUGAUUUUUAAACCUGAUCUGUAUACUGGAUACCAUUCUGUACUGAUUUGUUAAAAGCUUUAUACACUGGAUAAACUGUCUGCUGGAUAUGGUGAACCCUAUAAAGUCUCACUAGAUAAACUGUCCAUGGUAGAAAGUGUCCAUCCAAGUCUCCCUAGAUAAACUGUCCAUGGUAGAAAGUGUCCAUCCAAGUCUCCCCUGAUAGACUGUCCACCCUAUAAAGUGUUCAUCCCCUACUCCCUAGAUAGACUGUCUAUUGAAUAAACUGUACAUCUGUUGAAGUUUCCACUAGAUGAACUGUCCACUGGAUAAAGUGCCCAGCAGGUAACUGUUUGUAAUAUAUACAUCAAACAGAUGAAAGUGGAUUCUUGCUGCAAACUUCAGUGAUAUCAAUAUUGGGUAGAAAUGACUUCCAUAUAUGUUGGGUAGAAAUGACUUCCAAAUAGUCAGUGUACAGCUUUAGCAAGAGGAUAAAUUUAAGGAACUAGAUUCUGAUGUUUAUGCUUCUAUUAUUUGAUGAACUAAAAACGGUUCAGUGUGACCUGUAAGUCUUGCAUCUGUUCUCUGUCGUCCACAGCUUUACUGAUAACACUCUAACACAAUUUUAGGUCAGUCCUAAUUAAAUUUGGUCUGAAAAUUUGUCAUAAUAAAAUCUUGGAUGAGUUCAAAACUGAGUCAUGUGAUGUAAAAAUAUAUCACUAUGUCAGAUAAUAGAAAAAUCUUGUUGAUACUCCAAGAUGACAUUUCUACUCUGUAAACAUGAAAAACUGGGUCAUUUCGGGUUAAAAAUGAGGGCACUAGGUCAGAUCAUAGUAAAACCUUGUUAACUGAAGAGACCACACUUAAGGUGCAGUCUACAAAAUGGUUGUCUGUAUGACAUCUAUGUCAAGUUCAAAAUUUGGUCCUCUAGAUCAUUAGAUCAAGUGUAGAAGAAUACUUUUAACUUUGUAGAGGCCAUAUUUUCUAUCUUAUCCUUGUAAAACUUUUUCAGAAUGUUUGACUCUACAAUAUUUAGGUCAAGUUCAAAACUGAGUCAUCUUGUGUCAGAAAUUAAGUCACUUGGUCACUUGAACGGAUUGCUAUAAAGAGCAAUGUUAAUUAGUGUCUUUGGGCAAUCAUAACCUUCUUGUAUUAAUAUUCAGAAAAUAUAUAUAUAUCACACAAAAACACAGUCAUAUAGACUUCAUACUGGUUAGAUGUUUGUUAUGUGUAAACAGGCCUUUUAAAGGGCCUGCUUUUCUCUACUUUUUUUUCUAGAAAUAUUCAUACAGUUUCAGCUUAGUUGAAAUAACUUUGUAGGUUGAAUAAGGCUCUUAAUGUCUCCUUGUCCAUUCUGCCCAGACAAGAUUUUAAUAGAUCAACAAGUUUAUUUAGAGUUGAGUUUUAUGAUAAGGAUAGAGUUUUAUGCAGACAUUUGAGACGCGCCAUGAGAAAACCAACAUAGUGCAUUUGUGACCAGCAUGGAUCCAGACCAGCCUGCGCAUCCACGCAGUCUGGUCAGGAUCCAUGCUGUUCGCUUUCAAAGUCUAUUGCAUUAAGAGAAACCGUUAGCGAACAGCAUGGAUCCUGACCAGACUGCGCAGAAGCGCAGACUGGUCUGGAUCUAUGCUGGUUGCAAAUGCACUAUGUUGGUUUUCUCAUGGUGCAGCACAUUUAUUAUUAACUUUGACUUUUUGCUGGAUCACUUAUAUUUGGUAUGCACACAUUUUUCUGGAUAGAAUGUAAUAUGAUAAUGACAUUAGUAUUUGGAUUUCUCUUUCCUUUUCUAUUUCAGAAAGAGCUACUUUUAGAUAAUAUUUUUGUUCUGAUUAUAGUGAUACAUAUACAAGAAAAAAGAUCUGAUUUAAUCAGAGUGAAAGGCUAUGUUAGAUUGUUUUAUGACAUUAUACUGUAUACACAGUACCUGUACAAUAUUGUUAUUUAAUGCCUUUCUUACACUGACAGUUUAAUUUCUAUUAAUUUUCAAGAUUUUGACCGAAAUAUGUACAAUGAUUCUUUUUCUACUUAUAUUGUGGGAAAUUGAGUUUGAAGUUGUUAGGUCAGAGGUCAAGGUCACAGCGACUCAAAGUACGAAAGCCUUUUCUGCUCAAUAUCUUAAAAAUGAUGACCUAGAAACCUUUAACUUGACAGGUAUAAUGCAUAUGUGCAGCUUAUAACCUCUAUUGAUUUAUAGGACUGGUCAUGAUUAAGGCCACAGUGACUAUAAGUACAAAUCGAGGGCUCAGAGCGAAACUAGUCUAAGUGUAUAUAGAAAUAGAAGCAGAUAGACUAGUUUCGCUCUGAGCCCUCGAAAUACAGUUUCCACUCAAUAUUUCAAGAAUGACUUGAUCAACAACUCGCAAAGUUGAGUCACACAGUUAUCAUGGGAAGUCAACAACCUCUUAAUACAUUUGAACAAAAUGAGCAGUCACCAUGGACUCUUUUGAUUUUAUCAUCAUUAAGUUAAAGGUCAUGGUCGCUUUAUGGGAAGUGAUCACAUUAACCCUUAGCCUGCUGCAGGCGAAUUUAACAGCCUUUGCAAACAGCUUGGAACCAGAUCACACGCCGAUUAAAUCGGCGUCUGAUCAGGUUCCAAGCUGUUUGCCUCUCUGACAAUAUUUUUUCCAAUUUUGGAGCAAAUUGAAUGAACUUUACAAUUUUAGCAGACGACAUUUCCAGCAGACGACAAUUUAUCUAGCAUGCUAAAGGUUAAUGUAUUAUCAUUAAUUUAUAUUAUGAUGCUCAUUCUCCAUACAUCUGUUUGCAAUUUUGUUUCCACUCAAUAACUUCAGAAUUGUUUGACCUAUGAUUCUAAAACUUAGUAAGCAUGUUGCUUUGGGUAUAUUUUCUGUUGUUUACAAUUAAUAAUGUGAUAGUUUAAGAUAAUUUUCAGCAGCUAAAAAGGUUUAGCUAAGAAUGCCAAACUUCAGUUAUUUUGAACAGUAUUGAACUAGCCAGUUAAGGAUAAGGUCUAACUUUCAUAAUAUAAAAAAUUGAUCGCAAAUAUCUGAUGUGAUGGAUCAAGCAUUAAAGUGUGUAAUUCUUAUAUUCAGAGACCUGUAUUUGAGAUUCUUUACUGAACUUAUCUAUAUUCUAAUGUACAGAUCCUUUUUAGAAAUUUCACUACACAGGUAAAUUUCUCAUAGGUAUUCACAUACUCCUCUUUCAGCUAAAAUAUAAUCAUGGUGAAGAUCAUGUAUUACCUUUGCAAAAGACACAUGUUUUUGCUUUAGGGUUUUUAUUACAUGAACUUGAGAGGUAGCUCAUAUUGAAAUAGCCAAUGUUUUACAUUAUUUAUCUAUUCUUAACUCUUGUUGUAGAAACAUCAAAAAUUGAAUUGCAAGGAACAUAAUAUAACUCUUCUUGCAUGUAAUUGGUACAGUUAUUGUACAAACUGAGUAUAUUGAUCUGUACAAUAUAUCAUAUUAUGUAGUAAAACAUGUUUUAUCAAGAAAAAUGUAAUUAAGAUUAUGUGUAAUCCCAGAAUAUGAAAUUAAAACCAUUCUGCUUCUAAGCAAGGAUAAAACUUUCACUGAAAAUAUUCCGCGAAGUAGUUUACAUCUAUAAUUUGGUAAAAAUAUAUUUUAACUUAUUUACUACAGAAAAACACUAAACUGUCAAAAUAAUUCAAUUUUAUCAAACAUUCAGAUACCCAGUUUCCCAUUCUUUAUGAAAAUUUAUUUUUCUGAUCAGUGAUCAACACUGGAAUGCAUUGGUUACUCGCUAUUUAUUUUUUAUGUUUUGGAGCAUAUUAUUUAGAAUCAAUAAAUCAAAUAAAGUUGUGGUCAGUUUUAAAUGUUUUCAUUUCUGAUAUAAAAUAAAAGACAGAUAAAUCAUGUCGCCGCUACCAAAGUUAUAAGUGUAUACUUCUGGCAAUCAUAGAAUCUUCUUUUUAUUCCUAAUUACAUAAGGAACUUGUUCAAAUGCUACACAAAAUGGUUCCAUUCAUGAGCACUGCUUAUGAAUUAUCAGCAAUAAAGAAGUCCUAAUUUAAUCUGUCUCCAUCUGCCUCCAUUCACACUGACCAUUUACAUCCUAUAAGAUCUAUCACUGUAAAGGUAUUGCUGCCCAUGGUUACAUCACUGCUUUCCAGCAGCCAUUUAGAUAGUCACGAAGAGUUCAUCUUGGCUUUGAGGCCUAUUUGUAUUUAUAUCUCAUACAUGUAAUUUAAUAGUGUGGCAUUUGCUUUGUUACAAAUCGAGUGUUACAAAUAUAUCAGAAGUAUAUUUAUCAGAAGGGCAAUUUGUAAGUGAGAUAUUCAUGAAGUAAAGGUGGUGAAUGUUAAUAUUUCAAAAUAAAGUUGUUGUUUUUUUAAUUGCAUGCAAACUGUUUGUUGUUUUUUGUUUUAUAAAGUUAAAUUGUACAAGUGACUUGACAUUUUUAAUAGACAAAAUGUAUACAAUGUAUUCAGGUAUUCUAUGUUUCUUUUGCAAAGGUAGUAUACAUGUAUGCUGUUCAUAAUCAUAAUUUAGACAACAUAGGGGAAUGCAAAAGAUUAUGAGACAAUUUUUUACCAAUAUAGUAAAAUUUUGAAACAGACCUGUAGAAGUGGAAAGCCUGUAGCUUGGUUAACCCUUAGCCUGCUGGCGGCUAGUGAUUCUGCCUUUGUGACCAGUGCAGACCAAGAUCAGCCUGCACAUCCGUGCAGUCAAAUCAUGGUCUACACUGUUCGUCAUUCAGUCAGUAUCUUUUUGGUAAGCACCCCUUUUAACAGUUAAUGGUACUUUCCAAAUUGAAAGAUGGACCAGUCCAUUAUAGAAAUUUAGCAAGGUAAGGGUUAAACUACAUAAAGAACAACAUGUCUGGUGUUUUACCUAGAGUAUAUUCGUUGUUUUAUUAGUACAAUGUUAAAUGUUAGAAUCUGCUUUUGAAUUAGCCAAAUAUAGUUAUUUGAAUUACUGUCUUGAGGUAAUAUCCUAUACCAGUAAUUGAUGGUAAUUAGUGCCAAAAGGCAUAAGACAAUAAUGAUUAGAGAGAAUUCUUGUGCCACAACAUUUUUACAUGCAUUUUAAUGUUUUUACCUGUGCAGACACUGCUGGGCAGAAAAAACUUAGCUAAAACUUUUUUCAGGUAGAUCUAUAUUCUUUUUGUUGUGCAAUUUUUUGAAGGGUUAUACAUUGCAAUGAUAGAAAAAUUAUUUCGAGAUUAAACUACAUGGAUUAAUUGUUUGCAGUUUUUGUCUUGAAUUAUUGUUACUUUAUAUUUCCAAAGAUUGUUCCAUAAAUUUAAUACAGUGCAAUGUGUAUAAGUUACUAUUCAUUUUUGCAGACUGUUGUGUAGGAGAUUGGAAAAAAAUAUGAUUUUCAGCACUGCAUACAUUAUGUGGACUAUUUGAUAUUGAUUUACAUACAAAAUCAUUUUGAAACUAUUUAGAACAAAAUCUUUUUGAUAUUUUAUGAAUAUUUUAAUUAUUGUGCAGUUGUACAGUUGGUAUUUCAUAAACAUGUGUUGUUUCCCUUGACUGAUGGGGAAUAUAUAGUUUUUGUCUUAUCCUGCUGUUUGUCUGUCUGUCGGGGAGUUGCAAAAUCUUGUCGACUCUACUCCUCUAUAGCUUAUCUGAUUUUUAUAAAAUUUCACUGCUGUUAUUAGAAUUAAGCUUCCUAUCCUAACAAUUUUUUUCAUCACUACUUCCUCUACACUGUUAUGGGUGCUUCAUUCAAUUGAUCAUUACCAAGCCUAGUUGUGCAUAUUUUACGGGUUUUAGUUUGAUUGUAUUCCACUCAGUCAUGCCCCUCACUCAGUCAUGCCCCUUUGAUUAAAAUUAAAUGCAUGGGGAGACAUAUUUGUUUUGAUCAACCAUCUACUGUAUAAACAUUCGCAUAAAGUUUUUGUAUUUUGAUCACUCAUAAAUAUUUUCACUACUCACAGAUAGCAUCAUAAACAAUUCCUGAUAGCCAUAGAAUUAGAUUCAUCAUUUAUAAUAAUUUCUGCAUGCAGGAGAAAGAUUGGAAAUUGUAAUAAAAUUGCCAAAUUACCUUUUUACCUUUUUAGAUAAUUUUAUAUUCAUGUUCAUAAAUGACAGAACAAAAUCAUUCCUAUAUUUUGAUAUUUCAUUGACAUCUUCAUUCAUAACGAGCCCACAGCUAUAUUGUUACUUUUAGUGUAAAUAGGCAGAUAUACAUACUCUUUUCUUUACUUAUAUUUGUACUGCUGUUUUAAGUGGAAUAUUUUAUAGCAAAAAGGUUGUAAAUGAUGCCUCAUUUCAUUAAGGUAGUUUUGCAUUUUUGAUUAACCUAAAAUGAGGGCAUAAUGUUAUUUAUCAAGAAUACAUAGAUUAAUGCCUGGUAGUUGUUAUUGGUAGCGUCAACAUUUCCAGGGGAAUCUAUUAUCUCCCAUGUAUUACCUGUUCAACAGUCAGUGCUGCUGUCUUUCUUAAUGUAUGUUUUGACAAUAGGUAGAGUUAGAUGUAAAUAUUUGAAAAUAAAAGCCUAAAAUUAGCUGCGGUGUAAGAGCUGGAAUUGCUGUAGGUCAAAUUUGAAAAAUUAAGCACACCGACCACACUGAUGUUAAUAUGCUAUCAUAUGAUUACAAAUAGGUAAAUCCACAACUUUGACAGGUCAUUAAAAUCUGUAUUGUAGGACUUUUUCUAUACAUGAAAAUAUCAUCAAAAGUGCGAUUUUCCCAUAAAAGUCCAAUGUAAAAAUUGACCAGAGGACAAAUAUUUUCAAAUUAGUCUCAGAAAAUAUCAAGCACACAACAUCUUUUUUAUUGGCUCCAUUUUCUUUAGAUACUAUGAUAUGCUUUGAAAAAAAAACUGUUUGAUAAAAUUCUUUAUUGUAUAGAAAUGUUUGCUUCAGACAUGCAGAACUACUUUAAUAGUUUAAUGUUAGACACUAAGAGCAUCUACAGCAUAAUGUCACCUAUAUAUAAAAUUACUUCUGCUGUGUUUGCAUUUGAAACAGAAUUUUAAUAAAAUAUUUUCCAACAAUAUCAAAAUUGAAUAAUUCAGGUAUUUUAUGUCUUAUUUGAAAGGUUUUAUUUCCCAGAGGUAAGCAUUCUUCAAGCAGAAAUAAGUCUGGGUUU
Mercenaria mercenaria is the source of this 10931-nucleotide messenger RNA. Its product is annotated as high affinity cGMP-specific 3',5'-cyclic phosphodiesterase 9A-like. Gene Ontology annotation, molecular function: 3',5'-cyclic-GMP phosphodiesterase activity. NCBI's taxonomy places the organism in Eukaryota, Metazoa, Mollusca, Bivalvia, Venerida, Veneridae. The transcript is spliced from 14 exons. The coding region runs from base 918 to 2570 and encodes 550 amino acids. Gene Ontology annotation, biological process: cGMP catabolic process. The record is from RefSeq and is a predicted model, not a curated record.